AUCCACACAAAUCUCUUCCGCCAAGGUAUUCAGAAACAAGAAGAGAUGAGGAUCAGCCAAUGAUGCUGGUCCUUCUCGUCAAGCUAAGCUUUGUGAACGGCUCCACUCUCGUAUUAUCAACUCGAGCGUUCCCGGCCUUUUUUUCUUGAGCUGAUGAGAAGAGAAAGUUCGUUGAGGCAGCUCCAAUAAAGCGUUUCGCGCCGGACAACCACAUUCUUCCCUGACUGAAGAGAAAUUCGAUUCUUACAGGGAACGUUGAAAUGAGCAAAAGUUCUUUGACCGGGGAUCGUACCUCACAGAUUAUUCAUAUGUCCAAUUGUGGCUCGAGAUUUUUUUGUUUUUAUGUAUUUUGGUCCGGCAGUCCUCCGUCCUCAGUGCAGAGUGUCUGCAAAGAAAUGGAUAAAGGACUCGAGCCGAAGAGCCCUAACAGAUAAUCGAGCUCCGUUCCCGAGCACAAGGAGCCUACAUAACCUGCGUACGUCCUUUCUCAUUCCCUUAUCCACCCUGAACAGGCUCUGGGCAAUGAAUGAAGAAGGAAGACAAAGGACACUGGAUCCAUCAAAUAUAUCCCCAUAGGACUGGUAUUCUCCAAGGCUUGUUAAAAUUUCUGAGGUCGAGAAAAGGCAGUCUAGCCAAUGGGGAAGGGACUCGAUUUCGCUUUCAUCUGUAUUUCAUCAACACCUUGUUGAUGCGACGACCAUGCUUGUUUCAACAUCCGCAAGUCCAUAUAGCACAGGAUUUGGCGGAAACCAGCCUCGGAAGCGGUACACUGCAAGGCCUCUUUUAUCAUCCGAACAGGCUAGCGCGGCGAGAAGCAUUAAAUGUGUUGGGCAAAAUAUCUGAUCAUCGAAGCACGGGACGAGAUUCGGCACAGUCUGCAAGACAUCGAAGUCCCAGUGGUCCCGGGCCCCUGCAGCCGUGA
Molecule: messenger RNA, 922 nt
Organism: Coccidioides immitis RS
Lineage: Eukaryota; Fungi; Ascomycota; Eurotiomycetes; Onygenales; Onygenaceae
Exons: 2
Coding region: 527-922 (131 amino acids)
Source: RefSeq, a predicted model, not a curated record